This is a messenger RNA of Papaver somniferum (opium poppy), 588 nucleotides long. RefSeq lists its product as uncharacterized. The transcript has a single exon. The record is from RefSeq and is a predicted model, not a curated record. The coding region runs from base 1 to 588 and encodes 195 amino acids. Lineage: Eukaryota; Viridiplantae; Streptophyta; Magnoliopsida; Ranunculales; Papaveraceae.
AUGAAGCUGAACACAACUUUUUCUCACAUCCUCAGCAAGGAGGGAGCAAAGUCGGGCUUUCCUUACCCUAAUACUAAGGGGAAGCAGCCUGACAGAACGAAGGAAUCUAAGAAGUACUGCGCAUACCACCAAUACUAUGGGCAUACCACUGAUUCAUGCUACCACCUCCGCAAUGUGAUUCAAAUAUUCAUUGAUGAAGGUAAAUUCAUGGAGUACGUACAACUGCAGCCAACAGAGACAGAGGACAUCCCAAAGAAAAGGGUUGAAUUUCCCCAGGAUGGGAAAUACAUCAACAUGAUCACCUUCUCCAAUGGAGGUCAAGAAGAGAUGCUCGAAGAUAUCCUCGAAUUAGCUCGAAACAGAAAGAAGGUCGAAACCCACGAAGUAUUCAAGCUAAGCGGACCACCUUCUAGCACUUGGGAGGACUGGAUGCCUACCCCAUUAACCUUUUCAACAAAAGAUGUCAACCAAGAAGUGGAUAUGCACAACAAUCCACUGGUAAUCACCCUCCCAAUACAUGGAUGGAAUGUUACGAAGGUCCUCGUCGACAUAGGCAGUUCGUUAAAUGUGCUAUUUUACGAACCAUAA